AUGUCAGCUGAGAUCGAUUUCGAUAAUCUCGACUCAAUCUUCACGUUUAAAUCAAAAAAAUAUAAUAAACCUUCUGAAAAGAAUAAGUUUGGUCAAAGAGUUUGUUUUCUCUUGAAAUCUGCUCAAUUUUUUUCAACUAGUAACCCCAAUUUGAGUCGUUUCUACAUCAAGGAACUGGUUGAGGUUUGCGAAAAACACCUAAUAAGGUUAAGUCCCAAAGUUAAGAGGAAAUUUUGCAAAGGCUGUUACACAUACUUCGUUCAAGGCUUAAAUUCACAUACUACUGAACCACCUGAUCCUGUUAAUAAUUCGGAUACCAAUAGAUCUAAAACUGUCAAGGGUAAUCUAGCAUUUCUAACAUGCUUAAUGUGUACGAGAACUAGGGCAUAUCCUUACAAAACUUGA
This is a messenger RNA of Theileria annulata, 405 nucleotides long. RefSeq lists its product as uncharacterized. Gene Ontology annotation, biological process: RNA processing. The record is from RefSeq and is a predicted model, not a curated record. NCBI's taxonomy places the organism in Eukaryota, Apicomplexa, Aconoidasida, Piroplasmida, Theileriidae. The coding region runs from base 1 to 405 and encodes 134 amino acids. The transcript has a single exon. Gene Ontology annotation, cellular component: nucleolar ribonuclease P complex.